UACUGUGCUGUUUGUAAGGACUCCGUCAAGUAGAUUGUAUGUUUUAAUUUCUGUUUCAUGACUAGACUGAACAUCAUGCAGUUGUUUGUUUGUGGUCAAACUUUGCACUCUAUUCAUCUGAAUGGAUCAGAGACUGUUGCCCAAAUCAAGGCUCAGAUUGAAGCUUUGGAGGGCCUGGCAUGUGAGGAUCAGAUGAUUUCUGUCUGCGGGGUUCCUCUGGAGGACGAGACUCUGAUCUGUCAGUCUGGGAUUGAGGAGUUCAACACUCUUCAGGUCUCUUCGAGGCUGUGCGGAGGCAAAGUCAAUGGUUCCCUGGCAAGAUGUUUUUGCAUUCCUAAAUAA
Puntigrus tetrazona (Sumatra barb) is the source of this 342-nucleotide messenger RNA. RefSeq names its product ubiquitin-like protein FUBI. Gene Ontology annotation, molecular function: protein binding. The record is from RefSeq and is a predicted model, not a curated record. NCBI's taxonomy places the organism in Eukaryota, Metazoa, Chordata, Actinopteri, Cypriniformes, Cyprinidae. The coding region runs from base 58 to 342 and encodes 94 amino acids. The transcript is spliced from 4 exons.